Messenger RNA from Manis pentadactyla (Chinese pangolin), 2015 nucleotides. It is a transcript of the gene SERTM1, whose product is annotated as serine rich and transmembrane domain containing 1. Lineage: Eukaryota; Metazoa; Chordata; Mammalia; Pholidota; Manidae. Bases 367 to 690 code for a protein of 107 amino acids. The record is from RefSeq and is a predicted model, not a curated record. The transcript is spliced from 2 exons. Gene Ontology annotation, cellular component: intracellular membrane-bounded organelle.
CAGCGCGGGCGCGAGCUCCUCCCUGCCUCCCGGCGCCCCGCGCCCGCCAUUGGCUGCGCGGACGGCAGGGGCGGAGGCCAGACGCGAGGAGCGGCCGAGCCCGGGCGGCCCCGCUGCGCCCCAGCCGUGCGCCCCAGCAGCGCGCCCCGCACGCCCGCGGACCGCCUCGCUGGCGCCCGACCCGCAGCAUCUGUGGACACCCAAUCCCCUGCUGCCCUUGUUUGAAAACCAGGUUUUGUUGUGCCGAUCAAACAGCCUGCGAUUUUCACUGACGCUAUUGUGACAAAAUAUGCUGAUUCUGUCCUUUUCAACCCCUGUGUCAAACUGACUUUCGGUAUUCUUGUGCAUUCGUGACCCUCCGUAAAGAUGUCUGAACCUGACUUUUCAUCUGUGUUUUCGGGGAAUAUGGAGAAUGGGACUUUUCUUGAACUGUUCCCCACAUCCCUGUCCACAUCGGUGGAUCCAUCCUCAGGCCACCUGUCGAAUGUCUACAUCUAUGUGUCUAUAUUCCUCAGCCUUCUAGCCUUUCUGCUUCUGCUUCUAAUCAUUGCCCUACAGAGGCUCAAAAAUAUCAUCAACUCCAGUUCCUCCUACCCGGAGUAUCCAAGCGACGCCGGAAGCUCUUUCACCAAUUUGGAAGUCUGUAGUAUUUCCUCUCAAAGAUCCACUUUUUCAAACCUUUCGUCCUGAAGAAAAUGGAAGCCACCUGAAUGCUGCUGCAGCAUGGAUUUUUCCUCAUGGGGGGUGUUACAUGGAGUGGUCGCCUCAUGAAACAAAUACCCCCUUUCUUUUUCACCCCUCAUUUCUUUCCCACCCAGGAUGCUUCUCAUUUGUGAGUGUGGGAGUUGAUGCUGACAGAAAUGUGUGCAAAGCUGAGGUGCAGAAUUUCACACGAACCACCUGACAGGUCUGGAACUGACGUCUUCAAGGUGGACCAGCUCAUCCCCCACUGUUGGGCACCUGAGGCAGGGCCCUUGCGGGGCGGCCUCGAAGUGGGCGCUGCAGGUGGACGUGUGCACUUCACUUCUCUUAACAGAACCGUGAAACCAGCUGAGCUGGCAGAAACUGGCAAAACUAAGUCUGAGCUAUUUAGAAGGUAUUUUCUGUGUUUGAAAGAUAAAGUGGAAACACCAAAUUAAGAAAAAGAGAUUCAGAUGUGACAUAUAACAUUUAGCUUUAAUGUAUAACAUUUAUAAAACUGGGGGCAAAAAUAUGCUGUUUUCUUUAACUUUACUUUAACAAAUGAAAGUCACAUUUAUUGACGAAUUAAGUCCUAUUUGGAGACAUUUUAGAAGACUUUCACUUUUAAUAGAAGGCAAGUUAUGUGUUUGAUGCUGUUUGUAAUGUAUUUCCUGCCUCUUGGAUUUUUUUUCUACCUAUGUUAGAGUCAUAACACCCUACAAAUGUGGAUGUCUGUGUGAUAACUGCUGUUACUGCUACUAAGACAAACACCAGAAGAGACACACAAUAAGUUUUUAUUUUAUUUCUGUAAUUUCUAGCAGAGGGAAUUAAGCAUAUGAGAAACAUUCACUUAGUUGUGUUUUAUACAGUACUGACUCCUACCAGGCAUGUUACUGUUUCUUCAGUGUCACAGUCUUUAUAAGUUUGGGGCAGAAUUAUAUUAAGGCUCUGAGCUCUCAGAUGUUUGUUCUCAUUAGGUUGCAAAACUCAGAGACUCAGUUGUUAAUACACAUGCUACUAUAUACCCCAUGAAUGUUACAAGUCUUUGGUAAUUAGUUGUUGUACGUUAACAUACUACUCUGCAUUAGGAUUCUAAGAUGUGGUUUUAUAUUAAAAAUUGUAGACACUCAAAAAUUGUGUAGCUGCUGGGAGCUCGGUGACCCUGGCAGCUGCCAAGCAGUGGUCAGCCCAGCCCCAGACCUGGCACUUUCUCCACGGAAUGAGGCAUAUACGUGAGCACAGACACGGCACGUGAAGAGAUCAAACUGUCCCUAAAAACAAAACAAAACUUCAGCUUCUAAAGAGUAAGGAUUUUCAUUUAAUUUUUAAAAUUA